Molecule: messenger RNA, 2341 nt
Organism: Osmerus eperlanus (European smelt)
Lineage: Eukaryota; Metazoa; Chordata; Actinopteri; Osmeriformes; Osmeridae
Product: putative sodium-coupled neutral amino acid transporter 8
Exons: 10
Coding region: 400-1728 (442 amino acids)
Biological process (GO): amino acid transmembrane transport
Molecular function (GO): L-amino acid transmembrane transporter activity
Source: RefSeq, a predicted model, not a curated record
AGAGAUCCUACAGAGACAUUUUAACAACUUUGUGUGAAUUCUUACACCUCGUGGUGAAAUGUUUUAAUUGAGACUGCCUCGGUUUGGCUUACUAAUUAAAGCCAUUCCCCGGUAUUGGCUGCAAUAAGCGCAUGCAGAACAACUUCGGGGAUAUAUACUGUACAGCAUAUAUAUUGCCGUCAUACAUUUCAGACAAUUUUGCAUCUUAAAAGUUAACUGGCAGAGUAUAGCUUGGUAUCUUCGCUUGGAUGACUAGAGAAACUUCGGACACGCUUCACGUUUAUUUCAAAACCAUUCCCGCCGGUCAUCGCGCGCUCUUUGGCUUGUUGGUGUUCUGACUGCCCGGGGCCGGCAUCUGAACUGGAGAAACAGACUAUAGUGGGUCUCGUGUAGUCGAAAAUGGAAGAACUAGCCCGUGAGAGUAUCUGCCUGCUGGCAAGAUCUGCGUCGCACGCGGACCCCCCACGCCUUGGUUCGUUCGGUGCCAUCUUCAUCAUGCUGAAGUCUGCCCUGGGUGCGGGGCUGCUCAACUUUCCAUGGGCCUUCGAGAAAGCUGGGGGAAUAAACACAGCUGUCAGCGUGGAAAUGGUGUCACUGGUGUUCCUAAUUAGUGGACUGGUGAUCCUGGGCUAUGCCUCCUCAGUUAGUAGACAGAACACCUAUCAGGACGUGGUGCGGGAGGUGUGUGGAGGCGCGAUUGGCCAGCUGUGUGAGGUCUGCUUCUGUUUCAACCUCUUUAUGAUCUCUGUGGCCUUCCUGGUGGUGGUGCAGGACCAGCUGGAAAAACUGUGUGUAUCCCUGUAUGAUGCUGUGACUGGGUCCAGCGAGGUGGAGAUGCCAUAUCACUGGUAUACAGACCAGCGCUUCGCCCUUUUUCUCAUGUGCCUCAUCUUCAUCCUCCCCCUCUCUAUUCCUAAAGAGAUUGGCAUACAAAAAUACACCAGUGUGUUGGGCACCCUAGCAGCUACAUACCUCUGUGUGGCUGUUAUUGUAAAAUAUUACUUAAUGGAGGACCAUACAGCCAUCAUCACCCCAGAGCACAGCCAAGGCAUAGGCUCAUGGGCGUCGAUGUUCAGUGUUGUGCCCACCAUCUGUUUCGGCUUUCAGUGCCAUGAAGCCUGUAUUGCCAUUUAUAGCAGCAUGGAGAACAAGAAACUCUCCCACUGGGUGGUCAUCUCCGUCAUAUCUAUGUUUUUCUGCCUGCUCAUCUACACUCUUACAGGUGUGUUCGGCUUCCUGACAUUUGGACGCGUUGUAGCAUCUGACAUUCUUAUGUCAUAUCCUGGAAAUGAUGUUGUCAUGAUCAUUGCCAGACUCCUGUUUGGAAUCUCAAUCAUCACUAUCUAUCCCAUUAUUCUACUACUGGGCAGGUCAGUGAUCCUGGACCUGAUGCAGCGUGUUCAGCGCCGGCGUCAUGGUGUGGUCACACAUUCCUUUGAGAGACGAUGCAGAGUGAUUCUUACGGUGGUCUGGAUCACCAUCACGCUCCUCAUCGCCAUGUUUGUUCCUGACAUGAGUGAGGUCAUCGGGGUCAUCGGAGGGAUCAGCGCUUUCUUCAUCUUCAUCUUCCCCGGUCUGUGUCUCGUGUUCCUCAUGCAGUCAGAACCUGUGUCUCACAGAGUUCGGGUGGUACUGACAGUGUGGGGUGUGGUCACUAUUGUGGUUGGAGCCUUCAUCUUUGGACAAAGCACCACAAUAGCCAUCAUGGAGCUCUUCCAGAAGUUCUGAUCAGCAGCAGGAGCAGCUUUAGGGGGUGUAUAAUGUAUAGUAUAUAUGAUAUACAGUAUUAUUUCAUAUAGUGUAUGACAUAGCACACCAUAUAGUAUGCUAUAUAGUAGAGUUAAAUGUGACAUCUUAUAAUUACAGGAUUGUUUCUAAUGGAAAAGGAGUGCACACACAAGCUGUCAAUUGAGCAUGUUUAGGUUAUUGUUUUACAAAUGUAUGUUUUAAGUGUGCUAUAUUUUUUGUCUGGGUUGGAAAAAAGGGGCUCAAUUAAGUCAAUUGUGCUUGUGUUCUUUACUCAGCAGGGUCCAUUACAGUUUGAUUACUGCAGCCAGGGGGCAGUGUUGCACAGGGAGACUCUUCUGGUCUCUGUUCUCAAGAUAACUCAUGUUCUCAAAGAACUGAUUCUGAAUUCUCUUUAUUUAGAAACACAAUAAAACGCAACUGCACAUUGCCAUUGAUAAACAAACAUUUUAUUUCAUAAAUUAUAUGGUAUGGAAUAGUAUAAUGUAGUGUAAUGUACAAUAGUGUAAAGUAGUGUUACAGUGCAUACUACACAGUGUAGUGUAAUGUGACACACUACACUACACUGACGUAGAGUAUUUUAAAAUGUAUUGUC